Strongylocentrotus purpuratus (purple sea urchin) is the source of this 438-nucleotide messenger RNA. RefSeq names its product C-type lectin domain family 4 member G-like. Gene Ontology annotation, biological process: biological process involved in interspecies interaction between organisms. Gene Ontology annotation, molecular function: carbohydrate binding. The record is from RefSeq and is a predicted model, not a curated record. The transcript is spliced from 2 exons. Bases 1 to 438 code for a protein of 145 amino acids. NCBI's taxonomy places the organism in Eukaryota, Metazoa, Echinodermata, Echinoidea, Camarodonta, Strongylocentrotidae. Gene Ontology annotation, cellular component: external side of plasma membrane.
AUGAUCAUGUGCCAAAGCUACAUCGGCGGAAAACGCAAAGUUCACGCUUGCAAUCCAAAUCAAAACGAACACGGCGGGUCCUGUUACCAUUUCUCCCUCGGUGCGUCUGACUUCGAAACUUCAAAAGCAUCAUGUGCCAGUCUUGGGAUGCACCUGGUCUUCAUCGGAUCUCAGGACGAACAAGACUUUCUGGUCGUCACCGGCCUCGGCUACGAGUACUGGAUAGGGUUAUCCACAGUGACUUCGUUGGACAAUGCAGCUACUUCAACAUGGUUGGACGGCUCAAGCUUGACCUAUAUCAACUUCGCCGUCUCAGGAUGGACUUUUGAUCAAGGAGGAGAGUGUUUCCGAAUGUCAGGGUCACAAUACGAAUGGAUGGACAUGACUUGUUCUGUGGAGCUUCAUUAUAUCUGUGAAACAGAAAACAGUGAGUGCUGA